ACAACCCAAUUUUUAAUGCAAAAAAAUCACACAACCAAUCAAUCAACUGUUAGAGGCAUAAAAUAAAAUUAAAAAGUCAUUGUUGAAAGCAAAAGCAAGGUUUCCUCAGCGACAUUCAUGGUGGAUUUAACUCAAAAGAAAGAAAAAAAAAAAUGUAAAAAAGUUGAAGGUACUCCACAAUCACAUUCUCUUGUCCUUUGUCUUUUUCCCACUUGAGUAACUUCAUUUCUCCUUCUACCAUUCAACAUUUUCUCAAUAAAGCAAAAUUCUUUUGUUUAUACCAAGUUCAUGUAACAAAUAACAAUAACUACCUAGCACUACCUCUUACUUACACUCAUGUUGAACUUAUUUCUUUCUAGAAUGUCUCAUCUUCCCCAUAGAAAUUAGACAUUGGUAUUAUUUGACUAGAUUUUACUUAUCUGCUAGUCAAACUCUGGAUUACUAAGAUUUUUUCUUUUGAGAAUCAGAGGAUUAAGACCAAAAAAUAUAUUCGGAUAUAUUGGGGGUUAUGAUUUUACUUUGAAAGUUCCUUCCUUGAUAAUGUUAGGUUACUUACUUUGUUCUAGGGCAACAAUGGGAGUUAAGUUGAUAGAACAAGUUUCCAAGUUGAUAUUUUUUUGUCUAAUCAUUACAAUAUGUAAUGGUUCUACAGACCCUAAUGAUCUACAAGUUUUGAAUGAUUUUAGAAAAGGGUUGGAAAAUCCAGAGCUAUUGAAAUGGCCAAAAGAAGGAGAUGAUGAUCCAUGUGGUCCUCCAUUAUGGCCUUAUGUGUUCUGUUCUGAAGGUAGAGUCACUCAGAUUCAAGCCAAGAAUCUUGGUCUUAGAGGAAUACUACCUCAAAACUUUAACCAACUCACAGAACUCAACAAUUUAGGUCUUCAAAGGAACAAUCUCAGUGGAAUGUUACCAAGUUUUAGUGGUUUAUCUAAAUUGGAAUUUGCUUUCUUGGAUUACAAUUCAUUUGAUGCUAUCCCUUUUGAUUUCUUCAAUGGAUUAACAAGCCUUAGGGUUUUGUCAUUGGAAGAAAAUCCAUUGAAUGUUAGUACUAAUGGUUGGUCAUUUCCUUUGGAUUUGGAAAAAUCGACGCAGUUAACUAAUCUUUCAUUUGUUGAUUGUAAUUUGGUUGGAACAUUGCCUGAUUUUCUAGGCACAUUGCCAUCUCUCACAAGUUUAAGGCUUUCUGGGAACAAACUCUCCGGUAGCGUUCCGAGUACUUUUGCGCAAUCUUCAAUUCAGGUUUUGUGGUUGAAUAAUCAAGAACAAGGUGGUUUCACAGGUACUAUUGAUGUUAUUGCUUCAAUGGUUUUCUUAACACAACUUUGGCUACAUGGAAACAUGUUCUCAGGGACAAUUCCAGAGAAUAUUGGAAACCUAACUUCCUUGAAGGAACUCAACCUUAACAGUAAUCAAUUUGUUGGGUUGAUUCCGCAAUCUUUAGCAGAAAUGAACCUUGAAUCACUUGUUCUUAAUAAUAACAUGUUAAUGGGUCCAAUACCAAAGUUUAAAGCUGCAAACUUUUCUUAUGAUGACAAUCUCUUUUGUCAAACUAAGCCUGGACUUGAAUGUGACCCUGAAGUUAAUGCAUUAUUGGAUUUUCUGAAUAAUCUGAAUUAUCCAUCAUUUCUGAUUUCUGAUUGGUCAGGUAAUAAACCAUGCACAAGUAGCACAGGACCAUGGUUUGGAUUAAACUGCAAUUCAAACUCUGAGGUAACUAUAAUCAAUCUACCAAAACAUAAGUUAAAUGGUACUUUAAGUCCUUCACUUGCUAAGUUAGAUUCACUUCAUGAAAUUAGGCUUGCUGAAAAUAAUAUAACUGGCAUAGUUCCUGAUGAUUAUACUAAGUUGAAAUCUUUGAGGUUAUUGGAUUUAAGUGACAAUAAUCUUGAAUCUCCUUUGCCAAAUUUUCAUGGUGUGAAAGUUAUUACUGUCGGCAACCUUUUUCUUAGUAAUCAAACUGGAGAGAGUGCGAGUCCUAUUAGCAGCCCGAAUUCGACAUACAAUCCUUCAAAUGCUCCAACCUCACCUAAGCAGAUAGUUUCAAGCUCAAAUCACAAAAGACUUGAUACAGUGGCUGGAGUAUCAGUGUCUGCAGUUGUAGCUUUUUUGGUUGUUUAUCUCUUUUUAUGUUUCUUUAAGAACAAGAAAACCUCCUUGGAUGCUUCGAGUUCCAUUGUGGUUCACCCUCGCGAUCCAUCUGAUCGAGACAAUGUAGUUAAAAUUGCGGUUUCAAGCAACAACAUCGGAAGCUUAUCAGGAAAGACUGGAACGAGUUUUUUUAGUAACAUAAGCGGUGAAACUCAAAACUCUUACCUAAUUGAGGCUGGUAACCAUGUCAUAUCCGUGCAAGUACUACGCAAGGUUACUGAUAAUUUUGCAUCGGAAAAUGAACUAGGCCGCGGUGGAUUUGGAACUGUUUAUAAAGGGGAAUUAGAAGAUGGAACCAAAAUAGCAGUGAAGAGAAUGGAGCAUGGAGCUAUUGGCAAUAAGGCAGUGGAAGAAUUUCAAUCUGAAAUAGCUGUUCUUUCUAAGGUUCGGCACAGGCAUCUGGUAUCUCUUUUGGGGUAUUCCAUUGAAGGAAAUGAAAGACUUUUAGUUUAUGAGUUUAUGCCACUUGGUGCUCUAAGUCAGCAUCUUUUUCAUUGGAAAAAAUUGGAGUUAAAGCCUUUGAGUUGGUCACAAAGGCUUUCAAUAGCACUAGAUGUUGCUAGAGGGAUGGAAUAUCUUCAUGGUCUUGCCCGCGAGACCUUUAUUCAUAGAGAUCUCAAGUCUUCUAAUAUUCUACUAGGCGAUGAUUUUCGCGCAAAAGUUUCAGAUUUUGGCCUUGUGAAGCUUGCGCCGGAUGGUGAAAAAUCUGUAGCAACCAAGCUUGCUGGGACUUUUGGUUACCUUGCCCCUGAAUAUGCAGUGAUGGGGAAAAUCACCACAAAAGUUGAUGUGUUCAGCUACGGAGUUGUGUUAAUAGAACUUCUAACUGGACUAACGGCACUUGACGAGAGCCGGUCAGAGGAAAUCCGAUACUUGGCUGAAUGGUUUUGGCGAGUAAAAUCAAACAAAGAAAAGCUUAUGGCUGCGAUAGAUCCAGCUUUCGAACAAAGUGAAGAAACAUAUGAGAGUAUAACUAUUGUAUCAGAACUUGCAGGACAUUGCACUGCUAGGGAAGCAUACCAUAGGCCAGAUAUGAGUCAUGCAGUCAAUGUACUAUCAGCGUUAGUCGAGAAAUGGCGACCAGUCGACGACGAAUUGGAUCAAUAUUCUGUGAUUGACUACAAUCGACCACUUCCUCAAAUGUUGAAAAUUUGGAAGGAUGCAGAAAGCAAUGAGUCUAGCUAUAGUAAUGCUGCUAGUCUUGAAGACAGUAAGGGAAGUAUUCCAGUGAGGCCUACUGGAUUUGCUGACUCUUUUACUUCUGCUGAUGCUAGAUGAUGAAGAGUUGAAUUCAGUGGAAUUUGAGGUUUUUGUUUCUGUAGUUCGUGAUGAAAUUGACUUGGAUUCACACUGUCUGUUUUUUUCUCUCAGCAGCUAAAAGGCAUAAAUUAUUUGCUUUCUUUGUAUUUGUAUUGCGUUUGACAUUAAAAUACUGCAGAGUACUAUACCAAGAUGUAUAUAAAUGUUGUUUUGGUCUUU
This is a messenger RNA of Cicer arietinum (chickpea), 3624 nucleotides long. Its product is annotated as receptor-like kinase TMK3. The record is from RefSeq and is a predicted model, not a curated record. Gene Ontology annotation, molecular function: protein binding; protein kinase activity; ATP binding. Gene Ontology annotation, biological process: protein phosphorylation. NCBI's taxonomy places the organism in Eukaryota, Viridiplantae, Streptophyta, Magnoliopsida, Fabales, Fabaceae.